Messenger RNA from Echinops telfairi (small Madagascar hedgehog), 3288 nucleotides. It is a transcript of the gene SPEM3, whose product is annotated as SPEM family member 3. Bases 1 to 3288 code for a protein of 1095 amino acids. Lineage: Eukaryota; Metazoa; Chordata; Mammalia; Afrosoricida; Tenrecidae. Gene Ontology annotation, cellular component: cytoplasm. The transcript has 3 exons. The record is from RefSeq and is a predicted model, not a curated record. Gene Ontology annotation, biological process: flagellated sperm motility; sperm individualization.
AUGGGUGAGCGAGCCCACCAUGAAGUCCAAGUGUGUUCGGGCACCAACCCCAGGAAGUGCCAGGACCUAGGAGACUCCAUUCUUCUACUUCUGGGCAGCUUCAUCUUGCUCAACGUGGGGAUCAACGUGGUCACUCUGCUCUGGAGGCAUCUGAAGAACUCCUUACGGAUUCUUUUCCAUCAUUUUUUCCCCAAAGACAAGAAGCCCAGCUCUGUAGGCAGCCAUCCUGUGUGUAUAUGCUGCUCCGUGGACCCCAAAAACCUAUGCUCAAGAGUCUCUUCCCGCUUCCAUCAUCGCCCCAGCUUCCUACUUGGAAACUCUAGUCACCCCGACUCCUGGAUACCAGACGUGAAUGAAGAGAAGCCUCCUAAAUGCUGCUGGAUGUCAACUCAGUGUAGACACACAGGGGCUCCCUCAGAGGCUCUGUGGGGCCUGUGGAAAGAGGAGAUGCUGGGAGCUGGGGAGACUCCUCUGGGAACACCUGUAAGACCCCAAGUCUCCUUUUUCUCCAGGCCGGAGCAUUCUUCCCAGUUCCAUGCCCCUAUGGCCAAGUUCAAGGCUCACAACCUGAAGAUGGGCAAGUUGGACAUGGCUCCACUGCCUUUGCCCCAAGAGAGCAAACGGAAACCUCCAGCUCCGACCUCCUCCCCAGGCCUGGCCCAGUCUUCAAGCCAGUCCUUGGCCCAGAAUCCUGUGCAGACCGCGGCUGACUCCACAGUCCGCACCUCCACUCAGGCCCAGUCUCUCAACCCUGAACACAUUUCAACCCAAACCCAGCACGAUGGCCGGCCCUCCAAACCUGAGCACCCAUUAACCUCUGCCCCAGACCACACCCCAGAUCCUGAGCGCAGCUCCACCCAUUCCUACAACCCUGAGCACACUCCAACCCAUACCCACGCUCAGACCCAUAGCCCCAAGCACACCCCAGCCCAGACCCAAACCCAUAGCCCCCUCCAGGCAAAGACCCAUUCCCCGGCCCAUGCUUCUGAGCGCAUGUCAACUCAAGUCCGUGCCUUUGAGCACACCUCAACCAAUGGCCCGACCUCUACCCUGGCCCAUGCUGCUCUAACCCACACCUCUCCGCAGGACCCUGGCCCAACCUCUGUCCCAGGUCCUUCUCAAACUUUUGCCUUAGUCCCUAACCUAGCCCCUGUCCAAACACCUGCCACCUCCGAGGUUACUGCUGCUCUGCCUGCCAGUAACCCAGCUCCUGUCCCUGUCCUCACCUCUGUUCCAACUGGCCCCUCCACUGGACAUGUGGUCUAUGAUGCCUGCAGGGGAAAAGAGCAGUCUCAUGCGUCCAGUCCCAAGAACUGUGAGUAUCCCAGCAAGGACUUAGGCACCUCCUCCAGGGCCCAAGAAGGGCAGGACCUGGUGAGUUCUUGUGCACCUGAGCAAACAUCAAAGCAACACAGUGAGGGUGGUCUCAACCCCCCUGCAGGGUCCCUACUGGGGUACCUGGAGUUGGAGAAAAUGGAUUGGGAGAUCUCAAAUGAUGGUCAAGACCAGUUCGUCCAGCCCAUGGCCCUCCCUUACUGCAACAGCCAUCCCUGCAGUUCUGGGAAGAAAAUCACAGACGCCCAGGCUCCGUUCUACCCCAAGUUCCUGGUCUACUCACAGGGUCCCACAACGCCUCACCUUGGCUUACAUUCUCCCACCACUGCCCAGACCCCACUGAACAGCCUCCCUUCACCAUGCACUCUCUCCCUACCUCUUGUCCCUCCCAGAUCCUUUGUCCUUCCUGAACUCGCCAGUUGUCAGAAACCUUUAGCCUCAAUACAGACUCCCCCCACUCUCCCAAAUGCCAAGUCUCCUCAAUCCAUUCCCCAGGUCCAAGUUCUCAUUUCUCCACAGGCCACCAUUUCCCAACCCUCAACCCAACCCCAAUCUUCUGAACUUCAUAAGAGCCAAGGCCUUAACCAAGACUUUGGCCUCCAAAGAAGCUCGUGUCUUUCAAAAGACUCUAGAAUUCAUAGGAAACCAGGCCUUAACCAAGAUCCAGGCCUCCAUAAGCAUCCAGGUCUCUACAAGGGCCCAGUUCCUCCCCAAGGCUCUGGCUAUCACACAAGUCCAGGCAUUACUCGAGAUUCUGGCUGUCUAAAGAGGGCUACACAAGACACUAGCACCAUUAGGAGCCCAUGUGUCACCCAAAUUUCUGGCUUUCAGAGAGCCCCAGGCUUUAUGCGAAAUUCUGGGGUCUAUAGAAGUCUAAACCGAGAGCCUUUGGUCAACAAACAUCAAGGCUUCUCCAAAGAAACUGGCCCCUAUAAAAACACAGGCCCUCCUCAAGAUGCCGGAGGAGUUCACGGGAAUUCAAACCUAACCCAAGAAUAUGGUGUCCACAAAAGUGUGGACUUUGCUCAAGCCUCUGGGCUUCCUAAAGACUCAAACCUUACUCAAGACUCAGGAGACUCGAAGAAUCCAGGCCUCACCCAAGAUGGUGCGGUCCACAGGAAUCCAGAGCCUCCUCAAGACUCCAGCCUCCCCAAGAGCCCAGCCUACACGCAAGCUACUCAGGUCAACAAGAAAACCGUCUUUGCACAAGAUGUGGGCAUGAACAGGAACCCAGGCCAAACCCCAGACCCUAACAUCCACAAGUACUUAGAAAUUCCUGAAGAUCCUGGACAUCGUGAGGGCCCAGCCCUUACCCAAGACGAUGGCCUCCCCAAGACUCCUCCUCUCUCUCAGAAAUCUGCCCUCCAGAAUGAUCCAGGCCUGUGCAAGAGCCCGCGCUUUGCUCUAGGUAUUGACUCGGUCCCAGUCAUAGGCCGCGUUCAGACCUCCAAGUCGGCCUCAUCCCUGACGAAAUCAUUUGAUUCCAAGGAGGUCUCUUGGAUUGACACCGAACCGCAGAAAUCUUGGUUUUCAGUCCCUCUCAAUCAGAACGCUAGCUCUUCCAAGUCCCAGACCAUUUGCAACGAUCUACAAACCUUCUCAGAGAUCCCUGUACUAAUUGAGCUACAGUCUUCUCGGCGGGCAAGUGGCCAAGACUGGGUACACCGUCCAAUGGAUACAGUGGCUUCCGCCUGCCAGAACUAUCGACAGAUGUCUGUGCCUCCCAAAGUCAACUGGAAGGUCCACUGCCAUGAACCAGGACCCCGAUCAGGGCAUGUGAUCUUUGAUGGCCGUCAGACACCAGUAGCAGUGGGGAAGGGUAAGCGUGAAGCUCUAUCUCCCAAGCGCCCUCAACAAGAAGCAUCCGGCAACUCGCAGGAGGCCACCAAAGAGUGGGGAUAUCAAUUUGUAAUGAAGGGCUUGGACAAAGGCGGGAAAAAGGUACACCGCUAA